Molecule: messenger RNA, 719 nt
Organism: Cylicocyclus nassatus
Lineage: Eukaryota; Metazoa; Nematoda; Chromadorea; Rhabditida; Strongylidae
Source: the annotation of a GenBank genome assembly
CUUUGCUUUUCGCUACUACCAAUAAACCUGUGCUGGUCUCGCGCUCGUUAGCCAAAACACAUGGCUUUCGGUGCUUACCGGCACAUUUACUAUCCUCGUAUUAGUCUCCUUGGCCUAUACACAACCAAGAAAACCUGACAGGUCGUACCAUUCAUGUGAAGCGGUCUUGGAUCGUGGGACUUCAAGUUGUAAAGGAGCAGCGCCGGGUACAAGAUUCUAUUACGAUAAGGAAAUGGACGCCUGCUACCAAUACUUCUAUGAAGGAUGUGGUGGUGGCCAAAACACAUUCUACGAUUAUAGCUCUUGCAGAACAACAUGCAUUCCAGCUGACAAGGAAAAGUGUGGGGGAAAUGCACCAACUACCGGCACAUGUUCGAGGAGAAACGAAAAAUGCCCAGCCGGUAGCAAGUGCCAUGUGGGAGCGUUUGGAGCGGGAAUUUGCUGUGAUACCAAAAAUGAGGAAGAAUGGAAGAAAGAAAGACAUCCGGUAUGCAAAACUGGAAAGCUUGCUAUGAAGAAGGAGUGGUAUGGUGAUGCAAUACUUUUGGGAAGAAGCUGUUCACACAAAUUCUGCCCGAAAGGUUACCAAUGCAUCCAGACGAAACGUUUGGCGCACUGUUGCGGUGGACGCUAAGAAAACCGGGGUUAAAAUUGAAAUGACAAUGAAAGAAGAUUUUUGAGACCACCUUCUAUGAAAUGAAUAAACUUACGAAAAAGCA